Molecule: messenger RNA, 2556 nt
Organism: Fusarium verticillioides 7600
Lineage: Eukaryota; Fungi; Ascomycota; Sordariomycetes; Hypocreales; Nectriaceae
Exons: 3
Coding region: 1-2556 (851 amino acids)
Molecular function (GO): protein binding
Source: RefSeq, a predicted model, not a curated record
AUGCGAUUCCGAGCGUCUGUUGCGUCACACGAACAAAGGUUGGUGAUGAGCUUCCGGUUACCACUGGGCCGUGAGAACAGACUCGAGCUUGCUAGUGUACAUUACAGACAUGUUAUCGAGGCAAUGACAAAAGUUGACCGAGAAUUGAAACCUAUGUGGCCACAGCAUUUGCAAAAGGCAAUAUUCGAUAUCAAAGGCCUUCCUCCGCCACUUCAGUUGACAUCUGGAAAUGAUUUGGGAGGCCUCGAGCGAAGUUUGCACGCCUAUUGCGCUGCUUUCAAGGUCCAGGUUCCAAGAUGGACCAUCGAAUGGAACACUCCCUCUCAGCCCGCAUUUCGCCUUUUACCUCCUAGCGCACAACCAUAUUCUACAUUACAAUUACUUGCACUAUUCCGAGCUUUGCGUUAUAACAGUUACUUCAAGGAGCUCUCCUUCCGCAAUAUUGAUCUAUCAGGUAUCGCAGGAAAGAAGGAUUACUCCCAUUUCGGCGACACUAUCGCCUACACAUCACUGAACGGGGUCAAGAUAUCUGAAGAGCAUUAUGACAUUUUAAUGCAGUCUUCUGUUCUCAGUCAAGAGAUGCAUGCCCUGGCAUUCUCCUCGGAAUCGAUCCGAAGUAUGGACCUGAGAAAUAUUCUUGGCCCACGAAGCACCAUUGGCCGCUCCAAGGACCCUGAGGGCGCCCGGAGAGUCAGUUCCGAGGUUCUUCGGCCCAUUCUUCUGUUGCUGAAGCGUCAAGCGUGUCUUUGCCACAGCAUCACCAUGUCUGGCAAUCUCAUUGCAUCAAGUGACAUUGAGGAGCUGGCAAACUUACUCGUACUUGAUGAGGUGUACAUGAAGAAACUCGAUCUAUCUAAUUGUGGACUUGGCGAUGAGGGUCUUACUACACUCUGGGCCGGAAUUCCAGGCCAAGGCGCCAAUCUUCAGCAUAUCGAUACAUCCGAAAAUCAAGGUACGGUCAAAUUCGAAACCAUCCGGGACUCGCUUAGUCAACUACGAGCCAUAAGAAAACUGAACAUCGCUGGCAACACUCGACUCCCGUUUGAUGUUCCUUUGUUUGAGGAUCAUGUACUGAGUUCAUGGAGUCUGGAGGAGCUUGACUUAUCCGGCAUUUCUCUCAAUAGCCCAACUGUGGAUAUUCUGACUGCAUAUCUGGCGUCACAGAACUCCGAAAACCUCAGAGUGCUUCGCCUGAGUAAAUGUGGUCUGACGGGUGCUCAGAUAGCCCAGAUGUUCUAUGCCAUGGGCCAGGCUCGACAAAUUACAUUGUACAUCAACGGCAACCGCUUAGAUGAGGGCAUAGAUGAUUUGUGUGCGGUCAUCAGCGAAUGCUUUGGCCCUUGGGGACUAUUCAUGCAGAUGGUGGAGUUUGCCUUGGAAGCUAACUACAUCAAACUUUUGAAGGCAUUAACGGCUAACCGAACCAUUGAAUGCCUGAGUUUGGCGGGUACUGCUACUCCUGACUCGGCCAGCGAAACGGCCUGUAGAGCUCUUUCGGAUCUUUUCUCUCAGAACCAUACGAUUAGGUUCCUUGAUCUCUCUGGAUUUGAUGCCAAGCUGGAUGAAGGCCGUCUUGGAAGAGAAUUCUCCAAGGCUUUGAGUGGACUAAGGUUCAACACACGGUUGGAGCACCUUCGCGUGCGAAGCCAAUUGCUAAACGUGAACAUCGGAGACCUGGCUGAAGCCAUCUCUGCUAAUAAAACCCUUCACAGUCUUGACUGUGAGGGCAAUGAUUUCAAUCUUUCUAAUUUUAGACAUCUCGUCCGACAUCUAAGUGACAGUACGACGAUCCGCUACUUCUCGGCUUUCUCGGAUCGCGAUCUCGCCCAGACAAUACAAAAGUCGGUGGACAACGCCGUGGCUACGGCGACCUCGGCGCGCAGACAAUCUAUGAUCUCCAAACUGCGUCACGAAAAGGUGCCCCAAAGUAUUAGUGAGCCUCUAGCACAGCAGCUGCGAGAUGGCUGGGAAGACGCAGUCCGAACCCAACAAGAGGUUCUGGAAAGAAACCAACUCUUGUUUGAAGAAGGCGAAGAUGGUCGUUAUGACUCAGGCCAAGAUGGCUAUAUGUUAUGUGACGGUGAAGAAGACUUCUCUAAAGCAUUUGGCGGCUUAGCUCUACGGGCGUUCGAAUCCAAGAAGGCUAUGACUCGUCGCGCUUCCAACCCUUAUCUGAACAAUAAGAGAGCCAGUAUGAUCUCAUUGGGCCCGGCUCGUUUGGUCAGCGCCGAACCAGGUGCCAGAGUCACAAGGUCUUGGUCAAGAUCUUACUCAAUUGUGUCCAGUGAGGGGGGUAUCAGCGCUGCAGAGAGUCCAAGCACAGGAUCAGCGAUCCCGACACCUCCUGAGCCCGAGAGCCCCGUAGAGAAGGAGUAUCUGGUAGAGAAUCAACAAGGCGGGAACGAAGAACCCCUCGAUUACGAAUACAGCUUUGCAGAUCCGCAUGAUCCCGACUUUGGGCUUGAACUGCGAGCCCAUCGACGAUUCUGGAGUGAUGAAGCUGGCUGCAUCGAGGAAGAAGAACAUGGAGUACAGUUUGAAGAACGGCACAACUGA